This is a messenger RNA of Nicotiana attenuata, 466 nucleotides long. RefSeq lists its product as uncharacterized. The coding region runs from base 30 to 425 and encodes 131 amino acids. Gene Ontology annotation, molecular function: cysteine-type endopeptidase inhibitor activity. The record is from RefSeq and is a predicted model, not a curated record. The transcript has a single exon. NCBI's taxonomy places the organism in Eukaryota, Viridiplantae, Streptophyta, Magnoliopsida, Solanales, Solanaceae.
UCCGCUAGCAAAUUCUUCUUAAAAGAAAAAUGGCUUUCAAAUUCAAUUCUUUUCUUUUUGUGACUCUCUCAAUUGUAGUGGUUGCUUCCACCUUCUCCUAUGUUUCGGCUCGCACAUCGAAUACUUUAGUUCCGUCCCCAUCAGCAGAUGAUUGGCAAUCCAUAAAAGAUCUAAAUGAUCCUAAAGUGAUAGACAUUGCAAAUUUUGCAAUAAAAGCGUACAACGAUAAAAUAGAAGGUUCGGACUUGAAGCUUAAGAAGGUGUUGAAGGGAAAAUUUCAAGUAGCUGCUACUGGCAUUACUUAUCAAUUGUUUAUUGCUGCCACGGACGAAGAUUUCGCCGAUGAGGAUAUAGCGGUUGUUUUUAAAAAUUCUAAGGACAAUGUUAGAAAACUCAUUUCUUUUGAAAGUUUGCGUAACAAUUAAGUGUUAUAAGCAUCUAAUACCCAUUAUUAAAGAAUGAAAUA